UCACUUCCAGUCAUUCUAUUCUAGUCCGGAUCUUCGUCUACAGCAUGCAGCCUAUGCCAAGGGAUUCUCAAAGAAUCUAAGGAUACCUCAUGCAGUAUCGAUCUGACUCUUAUAAGCAGUAAUCCUGGGAAUUUAUCUCCACGCGUACGACCUCUCUAGGUGCGAUCAGUGGUAAACGACUCCCGAAUAUUGAUUCUGGUGGUUGCCGGCUUUGCAGGUACUUACAUACCUGCUUUGCCAUUAUGGCGGCCAGCUUGUCUGCGGCAGAACCCGUUUUUCCUAUUACUUUUGUGGAUCUCGGGUUUUGAACGUGGACGCACAUUCAUGUAGACUGUAGAUUGUUAGUUAUUAAACAAUAAGAAAAGAAUAUGCAAAUGACUGAAUAUCAGACGUCCAAACUCUAAAAUAUUUCUUACUCACGAGCACUCGCUCUCACCUCCUACACCACAGCAGCAAUGGCACAGUCAAGCGACACGAUGCACACCCUCGUGCACCUGCAAUCUGCCGCGCACUCGCUCGCGCGCACGUCUCCCGCGCUGGCGGCGCACAUCUACCAAAGAUUCGUGGAGACGGCCGCGGAGGAAGGGGUUGUGCUGCCGGUGCAGCUUGCGCGGAUGGCGUGCGCGGGGUGUCAUGCGGUGUGGGUGCCGGGGUAUAAUUUGAAAGUGGUGAGGUCGAGUGAGAGCAGCAGCAACAACAACAGCAACAACAACAACAACGACUCCACGAAGCCUCUCAGCCAAGGCAAGAUCCUCUGCUACAUCUGUCUGUCCUGCGAACGAGUCACCCGCUUCACAUCCACAGACCCCCCCAAAACCCAACCAUCAACCCCCCUCCCCUCCCUCAUCCCACCUGCAUCCUCCACCCCCUCCAGACCACACCCCCUCUCCUCCUCCUCCUCCUCCUCCUCGCAGGUCUCAACCGCCAGCUCACCAAGAACACCAUUACAAACCGCCCCGUCCGCAGCCGACAAGGUAGCGACGGGCUCCUCGGGGAAGAAGAGGCAGAAAAUGCGGAAGCAGAAUUCGCUGCAUAUGAUGCUGGCUAAGGCGAAGGCGGAGAGAGAGGGAAAGCAGGGCGGGCUGGGGUUGUUGGAUAUGAUGAAGUCGGCGGGGAAGUAGAUGGGUUUGCAUAUAUGGCGUUUUUUUAUUGUUUCAAGAGUGGAGUAUGGUUUAUUAUUCGAUAUAGCUAG
Molecule: messenger RNA, 1192 nt
Organism: Myxozyma melibiosi
Lineage: Eukaryota; Fungi; Ascomycota; Lipomycetes; Lipomycetales; Lipomycetaceae
Exons: 2
Coding region: 456-1121 (221 amino acids)
Biological process (GO): tRNA processing
Cellular component (GO): nucleolar ribonuclease P complex
Source: RefSeq, a predicted model, not a curated record